AUGGCCGCCUUGAAUGUUUCGCUCGAUGAUAGCUCGCCCUUGUUAUCAUAUUCGCCUUCUAAUGCCUGGCUGGACGCUUCGGCUAACGACACACUCGCUCCGUACUACGCAUAUGGUUCUCUGCACACGACUUCAGUUGCUCGCGCGGAGGUGGCUUUAACUUUCAAUGGCACUGGCUUCUGGCUUUUCGGAGGAUUACGACCACAUUACGGUACUUUCAUUGUCUCGGUUGAUGGAACCCAGAUCCUCUACGGGAAUGCUAGUUCGACGCAGCCGGUAAUCGACGCACUUUUAGCUGGUGCCUCAGGAUUGAAGAUGGGGGAGCAUAGGGUCGUGCUGCAGAACGCCGGUACGGGUCCUAUUGAUCUGGACGCCGUCGUCUUCGAAACGAGCAUUGGUACAACUUCGCGAGCGACUGUCAAGGAGACCGUAAUCGAUAACACGAGUCCCAACUUCAAAUAUGGUCCCUCAACCUCGGACUGGUCUAUGGUCACCGACCCGGCUUACUUCAAUAAUAGUUUGCAAUACUCCUUCACACAAAACGCUCAAGCGUCCCUUACGUUCUCUGGAGAUGCAGUUGCCGUUUACGGAACGGUCGCGCCGACACAUGCCAAUUACUCGAUCACGCUGGAUGGUAAGACCUCACAGCAGUUCAAUGCAAGUGAUGUCAGUACUAUUCAUGCGCAGACACUCCUUUUCUUCGGUCAGGAUUUAGGUCCGAAGGAGCAUACCCUGAUCAUCAAUGGUAAUCCCGGGAAAGACGCCGGUAGAUACGUGGAUGUUGAUUUCGUGACGGUGUACAGCGUAUCCGGUAAUACGUCUACAGAUGCUAGCACCGUCUCGAGCAGCACUUCUUUGCCUAUGGUCACUGGCCUGACAAUGCCGAACAACCUUGCCAAUGGGACGAAUUCUGUGAACACAAUCUCUGGUGACGCAUCGCGUCUAUCCUCUGGCACCAUAGCCGGAAUUGUUAUUGGAAGCUUACUUGGUCUCCUCGCCCUACUGCUACUCCUUUUCAUCUUUCUCCGCCGCAAGGGCGGUGUCAUCCGCGCUAAGUUUGGCUUUGGCGGUGACUCGGACAAGCCGGACGCCCUCACUCCUGCACUGCCUAUGCAGGAACCGGACGUAGAAGCGGCAUAUGGGCUCGAUAGCAACGCCUUUCAUGAGGACGAGAAGCAAUACCAGGCAUCAGAACCCGUACCGAUGUACACAGUUGAUCUCUACAGUCAGCGGGACGAGUACGGCAAGCGGAUGACAAGCGCGAGUCGGGCGACGCGCUGGUCGCAGACCUCGUACGGCACGAUGUCCACUCACUGGGACGACCCGUCACUGCCGAGAUGGUCUCCCCCGAGAGUCUCGGCUCAUUCGAUACCGAAUUUGCAGUAUGACACUGUGACGCACUCAAGGAAUGUAUCAGAUACUUCGACGAUUGUUCAUCUUGAGGUGGAGAGUGGCUUAUCUCAAGUGGUGUUACGUCCACGUCUGUCGAAUGCGCCUCGGAUUCGCUGUGCUAACGACGUUUUUGGCUUGCAGAGUGCGCCAGUCCGGCUCCGUCCUCCCAGUCCUGCUUUCAGUGUGACACAAUACUAUUUUGAGGCAUAG
Fibroporia radiculosa is the source of this 1602-nucleotide messenger RNA. RefSeq lists its product as uncharacterized. The coding region runs from base 1 to 1602 and encodes 533 amino acids. The transcript is spliced from 8 exons. NCBI's taxonomy places the organism in Eukaryota, Fungi, Basidiomycota, Agaricomycetes, Polyporales, Fibroporiaceae. The record is from RefSeq and is a predicted model, not a curated record.